UAAAACAUGUUACACGCAAAAACAAACAGCACCACCUAUGUAGUCUGAUUCAUGAACAAAUUACUCUUAUAAGUUAAAUGAAUUGGUUGUUUUAAUGAUUCAUGCAACUGGCACACACAAAAAAAAGAUGAACUGUUUUUUUUUAAUGAAUUGAGCAACUGGCACAAGUUAAAAAAUUUGUUACACACAAAUACAAACAGCAUCGCCUAUGUAGUCUGAUUCACAAACAAGCGACUCUUAUAAGUCAAAUGAAUUGGUUCUUUUAAUGAAUCAAGCAAAUGACUCUGCCUAACACAUGCCUCCGCACAUGAAGUUGUUGUUAACCUCGUUCUAAUGUUGAAGAAUUUCGAGUUUUUUAAAUAAACAUCUGUGUGCCUAAGGUUAGUCAUUUGCAUAAAAAACCUGCCCAAAUUUCCUCACAACCUUUCGCCAAUCUUGGCAAAUGUAUGAAACUCUAAAGAAGAGCUCUUGCCUGAGAACACAGCAAGAUUCUUGAGCAAGGCCAAGUACAUGUGCUCAUGUUCAAUCACAAUAAACCCUUUUAAUACAAACGAAUCAGGAUUUUUUUUCAUGAAAAUCUUUACGCAGAUUUCACACAUAAAUUUGAAUUUGAGACUCAAUGUCUUCUUCUCUCCUCAGGUGUGUUUAAGGCGCCGGGGCAAGGCGUCAUGCGAUCUACCUGAGCGUGAUUGUUCCACCUGGAGGUUACAGGAUGCCGGUGCAGGCAGCUCAAUGGACUGAGUUUCUAUCCUGCCCUAUCUGCUACAAUGAGUUUGAUGCCUGCAGCCACAAGCCCAUCAGCCUGGGCUGCUCGCACACCGUCUGCAAGACCUGCCUGCACAAACUGCACCGCAAGGCCUGUCCUUUUGACCAGACGGCCAUUAGCACUGACAUUGAUGUGCUGCCUGUCAACUGUGCCCUCCUGCAGCUGGUGGGGGCGCCGGUUCCGGAGGGAGAGAUUGUGAGUGUGGGCAGUGUUGAAGACACAAGACAUUAUGAAGUGUGCAGGAUCUGUGUGGAGGAGCUGGCGCUGUAUCUCAAACCAAUCAGUGGAGGAAAAGGUGAGUGUGUGAAGAAAGUGAUACAGGUACAUCAACAACAAUGUGCAAUCGAGGAGGAGGGGCGUAUGCGAGCGGUCCGGGCGUGCAGAUCUCUGGGUGAGCGCACCGUCACUGAACUCAUCCUGCAGCACCAGAACCCACAGCAGCUCUCUGCCAACCUAUGGGCCGCUGUGCGGGCACGCGGCUGUCAGUUUCUAGGACCUGCCAUGCAGGAAGAUGCUCUGAAGCUGGUGCUGCUGGCGCUGGAGGACGGCUCGGCUCUCUCGCGGAAGGUUCUGGUGCUGUUUGUGGUGCAGAAACUGGAAGCGCGCUUCCCUCAGGCGUCUAAGACUAGCAUCGGUCAUGUGGUUCAGCUGCUGUACCGCGCCUCCUGCUUUAAGGUGACCAAACGUGAUGAAGACUCCUCCCUCAUGCAGCUCAAGGAGGAGUUUCGCACUUACGAAGCCCUACGCCGCGAACACGAUGCUCAGAUCGUUCACAUCGCAAUGGAAGCGGGACUGCGCAUCUCACCGGAGCAGUGGUCGUCUCUGCUGUACGGGGAUCUCAUGCACAAAUCUCACAUGCAGUCAAUCAUAGACAAGCUUCAAUCCCCAGAAUCCUUUGCAAAGAGCGUGCAGGAGCUGACCAUAAUCCUGCAGAGAACAGGAGACCCAGCCAACCUCAACAGCCUCAGAGCUCCUCUCGAGCUGCUAGCCGGCAUCGACCACAACCCUGAUGCGGCCGCUCCGUCCUGGACAGAGCUGGAGAGUGUGUUAUUGGCUGUGAAGGUUGUUGUCCACGGGUUGGUGGAAUUCAUCCAAAACUUCAGCAAAAAGAGCAAUGAAAGCCCUCAGACUCAACCCAACAGCAAGUACAAGACGAGUAUGUGCAGGGACUUACGGCAGCAGGGCGGCUGUCCGAGAGGGACCAGCUGCACCUUUGCCCACACGCAGGAGGAGCUGGAGAAGCACAGAAUGAGAAGUAGGAAAGCCAGUGGGGCGGUGAGGCCCUUCCCGUCAGUUCCAGCGGUUAUGCCCAAAACCGGUACCAAAGGAGCAGUCCCAGGGUCAGAGGGGAAGAACCACGAGAACGACGCCCCAGAGGACGCGUCUCCCACUCAGCUCAUCCCUAGAGGAGGAGACCACCAGGAGGACAAAACGCUCCCCAGCAGUGCGAACGGACUGCCUGCUGCCAGCCUAGAACAAAAUCCCAUCAGUCAAAGCCAGUCGUCUGCGAUAGCUUCGGGGUUGUGCACAGAGGACGACUGCGGUCUCCUCAAACACGGGCCUGUCCUCACGAGAGCUCAUCCUAAGAUUUACUACUCUCAGGACCAGAGACCAUAUGACCUUUCACCCUACCACCAACCUGCCAUUCCUCCUCACAAGUCAUGCAACGCUCGCUUCCAUCGUUCCAGCAACGUCCCUGAGUCCAUGUUACCCCCGUCAAUGGGCCCUCUGUACCCAGACCAGCACCCCUCUGUUCCUCCUGCAGACAGAUUAGGCCCCGGCCCGUACGGGCCACCCUCGACCUACACCUCUAUGUCCCACGCACACAGCAUGUACACCCCGGUCUACGACAGCCGGCGCGUGUGGAGGCCGCCGCUGUAUCCCAGGGAUGGCGGGAGGAGUAACUCUCUCCCUCCGGAGGUCUUUCAUUCCACCGUCUACCAGCCGCCCCUCCGAGAGCGCUUCAACUCGCUGGACAGCCCCUACUGCAGCACCGCGGAGCAGAGAGCGCCAAUGCACAGGGAUGCGUACACCCGUGUUCCUCUCGGCUAUGAGGAACUCUAUCGCCACAAACAGGAACAGUGGGUACAUCACCACGGCAACAUGAACAGGCCCUCCCAGUCCUCGCCGGUCUUCACUGUGGAUGUGUGUCCAGAGCAUCCUGAGGGUGUAGGUGGUGGGCGUAUGACUUGUAAGUGUCAUGGUGGAGAAGAGAGUCUUGCCCACUACUCACCCUGGUCGUGCAGCACCAUCAGCCCAUUUGAGUCAGAGCCCCACCAUUUGUCAACCCACUCCUGUUCCAAACAGCUAGACGGGGAGAGUGGCGGCAAACGGUGGCUGCACAUGUUUGAGCCCUACAGGCGACUGAAAGACGAAGAUCCCAUCAUUCCUUUUGGAGAGGGGCCCAUCAUCUCUAAAUGGGGAGCCAUCUCUCGGGCUUCCCGCACUGGCUUUCACACCACUGACCCUUUCCAGGCUACUGCAUCGCAGGGGUGCGCCGGCACCACAUCAAUCAACUUCAGAGACUAUAGCUGUCAUAUUGGUCACAGUGACCUCAGAUGGGGCCCACGUGGAUCUGAUUCUUCUAGUCACUCCAGCUUUCUAGAAAGCGAUCAGCUGGCCAUGUCAGGGCUGCAUGUAAGGCACAAUUCCUUCAGAAGCGGGUUAAAGCAGGGCACAGAUCUGCUGGACAAGGAUGGGAUGGAGAGUGAGCCUGACAGAGACAUCGAGCUGGAGCUGUCCGCUCUGGACAUGGAGGACACAGAGACACCGGACUGCAACUCUGAGGACUCUAUGGAAACGCAAAGCCGCUCCAAGAACAGCCACCUCUCUACAGUCUUCGGUGAUCCAGCAAGUUCUCAGUUGGAAAACAACCUGCCUGACAGAAUGGACGCCCACCUUAUGAAGAAGAUGGCAUUCAGAAAGACCCUCUCCCCUGGAGACCUCAGUAUGGGAAAGAUGUCGAUGAGGACAUGCUCGCCCAGACCUGGAGACCUUCCGCGACCCAGUCCAGGACCUGAGAUGCUGCUAAACGGGAAUUGAGGCGGGCUGAAAACACCAGUUACCUCAUGUUCUAAUUCCAUGGGGCCAU
This is a messenger RNA of Sinocyclocheilus grahami, 3857 nucleotides long. RefSeq names its product roquin-2-like. Gene Ontology annotation, cellular component: cytoplasmic stress granule. Lineage: Eukaryota; Metazoa; Chordata; Actinopteri; Cypriniformes; Cyprinidae. Gene Ontology annotation, biological process: protein polyubiquitination; nuclear-transcribed mRNA catabolic process, deadenylation-dependent decay; ubiquitin-dependent protein catabolic process. Gene Ontology annotation, molecular function: mRNA binding; RNA stem-loop binding; metal ion binding. Bases 713 to 3808 code for a protein of 1031 amino acids. The transcript is spliced from 19 exons. The record is from RefSeq and is a predicted model, not a curated record.